Rhinocladiella mackenziei CBS 650.93 is the source of this 1656-nucleotide messenger RNA. RefSeq lists its product as uncharacterized. The record is from RefSeq and is a predicted model, not a curated record. Bases 1 to 1656 code for a protein of 551 amino acids. Gene Ontology annotation, molecular function: oxidoreductase activity, acting on the CH-OH group of donors, NAD or NADP as acceptor. Lineage: Eukaryota; Fungi; Ascomycota; Eurotiomycetes; Chaetothyriales; Herpotrichiellaceae. The transcript has 4 exons.
AUGUCCUCACUGGUCCUCCUUACCGGCCCCAACGGCUUCGUUGGUGCGCACGUCCUCGAACACCUUCUCAGAUCUCACUUCCGCGUCCGCGGCACAGUUCGCUCUCUCUCCAAAGCAACAUAUCUUCAAAACAAGUACGCCGCGGCAUCAUCGAACGGGGACUUGGCCUUUGUGGUAGUCCCCGACAUUCAAGCUCCGGGUGCAUUGGACUCGGCGGCCCAGGGCGUCGAUUACAUCUGCCACGUUGCUUCUCCAUAUUUCACUUCGUCCAACGACCCGAUCAAAGAGCUCGUCGAGCCUGCUGUCAAUGGCACGCGGAACGUCGUGUCUAGCGCACUGAAAACCAAGACAUUAAAGAAAAUGACAGUCCUCAGCAGCUUUGCAAGUGUUGUUGAUUUGUCGAAAAAUCCCCGCGGAGGAUAUACUUAUACCUCUGACGAUUGGGAUCCCGUCACAAUGGAAGAGGCUGCCAAGGACGGAUACAUGGGGUAUCAUGCGAGCAAGACGUUCGCGGAGCGAACAGCGUGGGAGGUGUGGAAGGACGCGAAGGCCAAGGGAGAGAUUACCUGGGAUCUGGUCACAUUUUGUCCACCGAUGAUCUACGGGCCGCCGGUACAGGAGAUUCACCAGGAAAACGGAGUCGAGGGCUUGAAUACAAGUAUCAAGCGCCUCAUUACGAGCAUUCAGGGACAGGAUCCGAAUUUCAAGCCGAAAGUUGCGACGCCGGGACUGCCGGCUUGGGUGGAUGUGAGAGAUGUGGCAGAGGCGCAUGUACGGGCUCUAACGAUGCUGGAGAAGGGAGUCAGUGAGAGAUUCUUGCUCUGUGGUGGUGUUGAUUAUUUCGAGGAUGGGCUGGCUGGGUUGAGGGCCCGAGGAGAAAAGGGAUUAGGGGAGGAAGGUGUCCAUGUUGUUCCGGGGGAGCAUUUUGGGCUGGACAGAAGCAAGGCGGAGAAGAUGUUGAAGUUGGAAUUCACGCCGUUCCAGAAGACGGUGGAGGAUAGUUGGGAGGCUUCUGAAGAUGAGUGGAAGCUCGAGCAAGGGUUAACUGGGGCUGAGCUUCCCAUUCGAGAUCAAACUCUUUUGGAAGGCGACAUUCCUCAAUCAGCUAUCCUUAGCGAUGAAGAGAAUAGUGAAGAUGACUAUGAUCCAGACAUCUUGUUUGCCGAAGAAUGGCGAGAAUACAUCGAAUGGGAAGACUAUCCCGGGAAGAAAGCCGUUGUGCACCAAAUCAUGCUUAGCCACACAUUCUCACCCCGGCCAGAAUUCCAACUUGGUCCUAUCUCCGACGCCAACCCCAUCUUCAAAGGCGUCCGUUGGAAACAACGGCACCAAGCCAUCUGCAGCCCCUUGACCUCUGUGCCUGAAGAAUCCUGGCUGCGUGUCAUCCAAGAGAAACAUCCGACAGCGGCACCCGCCGCAUCGAGCAGAUCCAAAUGUACGCAGGCAAAGGGGACGAAAUGGAUCAACACGCCCUGGGCGAAUGGCGGGAUCAACACGGCGCACUACGCUGGCGUCUCUCUCAAAAAGGUCAUCAAACAAUGCGGCGGCAUGGCCAAGGCCGGUAAACAUCUCGAAUUCCACGGCGCAGAUACCUACUUUGACAAAAUGACGGUCAUGAAUUUAUCUUGUCCCUGUUUCCCUGGUCAAAAGUCAUAG